AUGGCAUUUUCUCAAUCUAUUGUAUGUGUGAAAAAUCGCCAUCUCUUUUCUUCUCUUUUCUCUAAAUUUCAACCCUAUUCUUCAUCGCCACCACAAAUUUUGGACGAUGCAUUAGUCUCAGCCGCCGUCUCAAUCCUGAAACACCACCGCUCAAAGUCGCGGUGGUCCCACCUCCGCUCCCUCCUCAGUACAACCGGUAACCUCCUCAACCCGUCUCAGUUUUCCCGGAUUGCCCUUGAAAUCCGCAACAAUCCUCGCCUUGCCCUCCGUUUCUUCCAUUUUACUCUUAGUAAUACUCUCUGCUCCCAUUCUCUCCUAUCCUAUGCUGCCAUAAUUCACAUUCUUUGUCAUUCCAGGCUUAAGACUGAGGCCGAAAGCUUAAUUCGGUUAGCCUUUAGAAAAUUCCCAGAAGCUCACCAGCCCAGUUCUUCAAGCCCGGCUCCCAUUUUGGAAAUCCUGAUAAAAACAUAUACUACCUGUGGUUCUGCACCAUUUGUGUUUGAUUUGUUAGUCAAAGCUUGUUUAGAGUCGAAAAAGAUUGACCAAGCUCUUGAAACAUUUAGAAUGUUGAACUCCAAGAAUGUGUUUGUAAGAACUAGUACUUGUAAUUCUUUGAUUGAUUUGGUGUCCAAGAGUCGAGGUUGUUUUGCUGCAUAUGAUCUGUAUAGGGAAAUUUUUUGUUUUGAUGGUAAAAAUGGUGUUUACCAUAGGAGAGGAGUAAAGGGCUUUUUUCCAAAUGUGAAUACGUUUAAUGUAUUGAUGGUUGCAUUUUACAGAGAAAGAUUGGUGGCGAAUGUGGAGGAGGUAUGGAAAGAAAUGGGAAGAGUGGUUUGCACACCGAAUUCAUAUAGUUAUAGUGUUCUAAUGGCGGUGUAUUGUGGCAAUGCAAGAAUGGAGGAUGCCAUGAGGGUAUGGGAGGAAAUGCAGAAUAAAUGUGUGAAGCGUGAUGCAAUGGCUUACAAUACACUUAUUGAUGGGUUUUGUGGGAUUGGAGAGCUUGAGAGGGCCGAAGAGAUUUAUAGAGACAUGGUAAUGAGUGGUGUGGAGAGUACUUGUAUUACUUUUGAGAAUCUCAUAAAUGGGUAUUGUAAGAUUGGGGAUGCUGAUUCUGCAAUGUUAUUGUAUAAGGACAUGUGUAGGGAAGGUUUUAAUCCAGAUAGUUUGACGGUUGAUGCAGUUACUAGAGUGCUCUGCGAUAAGGGCGACAGUUCUACUGCUUUGGAUGUUUUGAUGGUUCUAGCAAGGAAACAUGAUGUUAUUCCGAAGAAGAAGACUUUCCAAGUUUUGAUAAAAUGUUUUUGUCACCAGGGGAAGAUGGAAGAGGCUUUAAGGCUUCAGGCAGAGAUGGUAGGGAAAGGAUAUGAACCAGAUUCAGAGACGUAUGGUGCUUUUAUUGAUGGGUAUUUGAAACAAGGGAAUGAAACAAUGGCUGGUAAAUUGAGGAAAGAAAUGCCCAACAACACUUUUGAGCAGAGUCAUUUAGCUGGAAAGUGCAAGCUUGUAGUUGAAGUAAAGAUGUGGGCCAUGCCGUGGGGUCUUCUUCAGAAUAUUUUCAUUAUUCAAUUGCAAUUCCAGCGAGACUUGUGA
Molecule: messenger RNA, 1587 nt
Organism: Fraxinus pennsylvanica
Lineage: Eukaryota; Viridiplantae; Streptophyta; Magnoliopsida; Lamiales; Oleaceae
Source: the annotation of a GenBank genome assembly